UAUUAAAUAGCAUAAUAGUUUUAAAAGAAACUGAAAAUGAGAAGGGGGAGGCGGUGAAUCCCUGGGCAGGAUGGCAAACGAUCAGAGGAGGUGAGCGUUCUCGAGAUGACGUCAUCUUCCAGCAGGAGAGGGUCCUGCUAUCUUUGGGGGGCCCUCCAGGUGUGGGGGGGCUCCUUCUGCUCCCUGCAGGGGCAGUCACCUGUCCCCUCCCUCUUCCCUCCUCGGGCAUUUCCAGGUCUAGCUGUUCACGCUCGCUAAGCAUUCGGCCUCGGCCCCUGAGGUCUUCGCUUGUGACACCCAGUCAUUGGGGACCUUCCCAGCCGGGGCUCCUGGGGAUACCGAGGCAGGCAAGAAUCCCCUUUCCCUGGCCCAGGAGGGGCGGAGGCGUGCUGGGGCAGAGCCAGGGCACUACCGCGGGGCCUGACGACACUGGCAGGGCCAGACGUCAGGAGGACACGUGCCCCCGGGCAGAGAGAAGAGGAGCCCAGAGCCUCCGACAGCUGAGACAAAGACCUGCAAGCAGGCUGGCGCUCCGAUUGGUGGGGUGGACAGGCUGCUGAGUCCUGAUUGGUGAGCCGCUGCCGACGCUGAUUGGCCGAGCGAUCACGGCCUACCCGGUUCUAGCACGCGCCUGUGCGGCUGGCUGGCCGGCGCCGUUUAGAGGUCUGAAUCUCUGUGAUCAGGGAAGUGGUCAGAGGCAGAUAUAAAUUUCAGAGGAGCCAGAGCCUGAGAGGCAGAACUUCCUGGAGCUAGAACCUGGCAAAGGCAGCACAGCAGAGAAGCUGAGAAACCCAGCCUUGGAAGGAAAUGAAGAAGAGGAGGGAGCCUGUCAGUGAAGGAGCAGAGAGUGCAUGGACACUGUCCAAGGGCCUGCAGGACCUUCUGACCUGCCCCGCCUGUGGAGGCUUCUUCAGUGACCCUGUAACAGAGCAUUCUGGUGACACCUUCUGCCGGGAUUGCCUUCCUCAGAAAUCCCAGCCUGCGUACCUCCAUACCAACUGGAAGAUGCAGAACCUGGUACGGCUGGCCAAGCAGCUGAAGCCAUUCCUUGAGGAGCCCCAGGCCACUCUAGAGGGAUGGUGUGCCAAGCACCAGGAAAACUGGAGCUUUUUCUGUAGAGAAGACAAUGAGAAAAUCUGCCUAGUGUGCCACUACUCCAUCCUUCACGAGGGCCAUACCCUGACCCAGCUGCAAGAUCUAGACACAAAACAAGAGGGUGCUUCUGAAGAAGAGGGCAAGAUGGCCUGCAGAUCUCUGGACCACUGAAUUCUCUUCCCCUGGUGUUUCCAUGGGGCAGAACACAGGGCCCAAAAGAACUCUGCCGUUACCUUUACCCACACCCCCUCUGGAAUCCUCCUGGAAACUCAGAGUCGGUCAAUCACAGACACCUCUUUAAGGAAGGGAGUGUGCAGGAUGGAAGAAAUUUCAAGUUGAAGUCUGAGAGAAAUUAUCAUUUUACUAUUCUGAGGGUACCUCCAAGAUUAAUAUGUAUGUUUUCUAUGUGUUUCCUUACCAGGAAGGUGCACUGGACACAGACCAGAGUAGGAGCUGCAGGGAGCCCAAUCUUGCUCACUCCCAGAUGCCUUUGCUGCUAUUCCCAGCUGACCUUGUUGAGCUGUGCAACCCAAGCCAGUCUAAACCCUCCUUGCAGUGAGCUGUUCCAACAAAAUGUCCUGCUUCUGUGCCUUACUUGUUCCUGGGAAGACUGGCCAUUUUGUUUCCUGAUCCCUCCCCAAUCCUCCCCUUUGUGCUUUUCAAGCAUGAAUCUCCCUCGCUUGUGGGCGGGGGGGCUCUUUUCUACUUUGUAAUGGGGUGCCUCGGGACUAGGGUCUCAUUUUCCUCCUAAUAAAACUUUUCUGCUUUCAA
Molecule: messenger RNA, 1866 nt
Organism: Phascolarctos cinereus (koala)
Lineage: Eukaryota; Metazoa; Chordata; Mammalia; Diprotodontia; Phascolarctidae
Source: RefSeq, a predicted model, not a curated record